AUGGCGUUUGCGGUCUCCGACGAGCUGCUGGGCACAUUCGUGCCGAUUGCGGUGUACUGGCUCUAUUCGGGGCUGUACAUCGUGAUGGACAGGAUGGAGAUUGACGACUACCGGCUCCACCCCAAAGGGGAGGAGGAGGUGAAGAACGUCGUCUCCAAGUGGACGGUCGUCAAGGGUGUCCUUGUGCAGCAGGGGUUUCAGAUUGCGGUCUCACUUCUCCUGUUCACGGGCCUCAUUUUGGACACGAUUGGUGGCGCCCUCUCGUUCCUCGUCGCCGGAAUGACUCCUAGGACGUCCAUAUUCUUCUUCUCAUUCGCAACCAUCAAGACCGUCGACGAUCACUGCGGCCUGUGGCUUCCUGGGAAUAUCCUCCACAUGCUGUUCAGCAACAACAGCGCUUACCAUGACAUCCACCACCAGCUCUACGGCAACAAGUACAACUUCUCGCAGCCGUUCUUCGUCAUGUGGGACAAGAUCCUCGGGACCUACAUGCCAUACACUCUGGAGGAGCGCAAGGGAGGAGGUUUGGAGGCGCGCCCUGUUAAUCUCGGACUCGCAGCGCAGAAUAAAGCAUCUUGCUGGAAUGCCGUUGUGUACCAAGGGGAAAGCUCUUCUGGUCAGAAGUUCACGUCAUCGGCCUCGUCCGGGCCUAAGAAGAGGAAAGGGCCACUUGUCCCAGAUCAAACAUCAAAGCGGAUGGACAGGGGGCGCAUACCUGUUCGAUGGCUCAUGCAUCAGGCAGUGAGCCGCCCUUUUGAAUUCAUCUUCUCGGACAUGCCACCCUUUGAAAAACUUGUCAAUGCACUUGCACGGCCCAUAGAGCAUCCUGUCGAGGACCCGUGCGUGCUGCCUCUCCAGCUCUAG
Molecule: messenger RNA, 864 nt
Organism: Triticum turgidum subsp. durum (durum wheat)
Lineage: Eukaryota; Viridiplantae; Streptophyta; Magnoliopsida; Poales; Poaceae
Source: the annotation of a GenBank genome assembly